Molecule: messenger RNA, 2126 nt
Organism: Triplophysa dalaica
Lineage: Eukaryota; Metazoa; Chordata; Actinopteri; Cypriniformes; Nemacheilidae
Gene: xk
Product: X-linked Kx blood group (McLeod syndrome)
Exons: 3
Coding region: 70-1341 (423 amino acids)
Cellular component (GO): membrane
Source: RefSeq, a predicted model, not a curated record
GCGAUCCCUGUACUUCAAAAUGCAUUCACACGAUAUUGAGGAUCAGAAAAGCAACAUGGAUGAGUGAGGAUGAGAUUGCCCAGCUCUGUCCUUGUGUCGGUCUCUUUGUUUACAGCCGAGAUAACGGCUGCUCUCUAUCUUAGCACCACUUAUCGCUCAGCUGGUGAUAAGAUUUGGCAGUGUUUCACGCUUCUAUUCACGCUUGUGCCAUCCGUGCUGGUGCAGCUCACUCUGAUCUUUAUUCACAGAGACCUGAGCAGAGACAGACCUCUAGUGCUUCUUCUUCACAUUUUACAACUGGGGCCAAUAAUCCGGUGUCUGGACGCUUUCUGUAUCUAUGGCAGUGCUGGAAAGGUGGAGGAGCCGUAUGUCACCAUUACCCGAAAGAAGCAGAUGCCCAGAGAUGGACAGGCUGAGGAGGUGGAACAAGAAGUUGGCCAGGCAGAGGGGAAGCUAGUCACCCAUAGAGCGGCCUUUGCCAGAACCUCUGUCAUACAGGCCUUCCUGGGCUCUGCACCCCAGCUAACUCUGCAGCUAUAUAUCUGUGUGCUGCAGAAAGGAGUGUCUAUUGGUAGAGGUACAUUGAUGGUAAUUUCACUUCUGUCCAUCGUGUACGGAGCCCUUCGCUGCAACAUUCUAGCUAUCAAAAUACGCUACGACGAUUAUGAAGUUUCCGUCAGCCCGUUGGCGUACCUGUGCGUGUUCCUGUGGCGAGGGUUUGAGAUCGCAACACGCGUGGCUGUGCUGGUCCUCUUCAGCUCCGUGCUGAAAGUGUGGAUUCUUCCGGUGGUGUUGUCCAACUUCAUCUUGUUCUUUCUGCACCCCUGGGUUCUCUUCUGGAGCAGCCGCUCUCCGUUUCCAGAGAACAUAGAGAAGACGUUGACCCGUGUCGGGACCACCAUUGUACUCUGCAUGCUCACCUUCAUGUAUGCGGGAAUUAAUGUGUUCUGCUGGUCCGCUGUGCAGCUCAGACUAGACGACACUGAUCUUAUCGAUAAGGGCCAGGCGUGGAGGCGGGUGGCGGUCUAUUACUCCCUACGGUUUGUGGAGAACGCCGGGUUGACCUUGAUGUGGUACACCCACCGAACUGAGUUUUAUCAAUGGGUGGAUGCUCCGGUAUUGGAAGUCCUGCUGAUGUUGGGAUACGCCAUGGCCGUCUUCUUCAUGUUGCUUUUUUACCAGUUCUGUCACCCUUGCAGGCAGUUGUUCUCAUCUAGCCCGGCACAGGGCUUCCAAUCGGGCUCCAUGAGGACCAAGCCCUUGUCAGAGCCACAAACGAAAGAUGGAGACGAGCAACCCUGUGUUACCAAAGGGGACUUCAACCAGAGUUUGUGCGUCUGAGUUUGAAGCUUAAGCACAUUGUCAUGAAGUGCACCCAUAAGGUUCAAAAGGGAUCAAAAGCCAAUGAAAUUGCUUUCAUGCCUUAUGUCUUGAUAGUGGAAUGUGAAAGGCAACUUUUGUACAUAUUAGGGGGUGAAAGGAAUUCUCUCCUGUUUGGUUCACAAGGCAAUCAAGCCAGCAUGAUCUAUAAAAGUGCAUGUGAAAAUCUUUACUAAAUUAAAUAGCUGAUUUUGUCAUGUGACACGGGGGUUCGCUCCUUUGUUCAGCAUAUGCGUUAUUAUCGUUGCAAUUUCUGGUUUCUAUGUAAAAGCACAUUCAAAGUUUGUAUUUGUGUACAUUGCGAGCUUUUGUACUUGUUUUUUCCAUCAUCAGGGCAUUGUGUGAUGUGUAAGGUUUAUUUUUAAUGCUAUCUUGUAGUUUUUGUAACAGCUAAUUGUUGUACAAGAGUGUUGUAUACCACAAACUAACAUUAGCGUGAGAACGCUUUGAAAAUGUGAUGGGAGGAUUGUCUUCAUAACACUGUACAUGUGUUUUUUGUUUGUUUACUAUUUUGUACUCGUUUACUUUUUUCUCUCAUCUGAAGGCAUUUUUUUGGCACAUUAAUCAUAAACAUUUUUGCCACAGAGGAAAAAAGUGGUUUGUAUUAUUACUGCCCCCUUGUGGGGAUUUAAAUGGCUUGAGUUUAUUCAAUUUGCAAGCACUGUAUUCAGAACAUCACUGCUUUUAAUACUGUAUUUGCAUCUGUCAGCAAAACACCUAACGAAAUAAAUGAGAAUGAUAUUUUA